Messenger RNA from Desarmillaria tabescens, 498 nucleotides. RefSeq lists its product as uncharacterized. Gene Ontology annotation, biological process: proteolysis. The annotation marks the transcript as partial. Gene Ontology annotation, molecular function: cysteine-type endopeptidase activity. The record is from RefSeq and is a predicted model, not a curated record. NCBI's taxonomy places the organism in Eukaryota, Fungi, Basidiomycota, Agaricomycetes, Agaricales, Physalacriaceae. The transcript has 2 exons.
GCAGUUGUCAUCGGCAUUGAUGCGUAUCCAACUAAGGAGGACGUCUUGCGCGGUUGCGUAUCCGAUGCUACCAAAAUUUUCGGAUUCUUGACUCAGAAUCUAGGCAUCCCGACAGAUCAUAUCAGUCUCCUCCUCGGUACUACAGCUUCCCUCUCGUCAUUUAAUCGGGCAUCUGGCAUGGCCAGAAUUGCGCGCGCCACUCGCCCUCCUUGGUCACUCUACGAAUUCCAGAUACAGAAGGGAGACAAUGUCAUCAUCUAUUUCUCCGGGCACGGCGCGGUUUAUCGUUGUAAGGACCAUCCUGGAUACGGUCCCGAUUCCCCAUCCAGUACAGGUACAAUAGAGGCCCUAUGUCCUAUGGACCGUAGGGCCAGGGCCAGAGGUUUUAGGCUAGGACGCUCUAAGCCAAUCCCUGAUAUCAGCGACCGAGAGCUCAGCACCAUUCUCACGGAAAUCUCUCGCACUAAAGGACAUCACAUCACUGUCAUUCUGGACUGC